Molecule: messenger RNA, 496 nt
Organism: Sapajus apella (tufted capuchin)
Lineage: Eukaryota; Metazoa; Chordata; Mammalia; Primates; Cebidae
Product: ATP synthase subunit g, mitochondrial
Exons: 1
Coding region: 72-383 (103 amino acids)
Biological process (GO): proton motive force-driven ATP synthesis
Molecular function (GO): proton transmembrane transporter activity
Source: RefSeq, a predicted model, not a curated record
GGCAGUGGGUCCUUCCGGGGGGGUGACAUUCAGCCGGCCAUUUGGGGCGAUGGACUUUCCAUCCCAGAACCAUGGCCCAAUUUAUCCGUAACCUUGUGGAGAAGACCCCGGCGCUGGUGAACGCUGCUGUGACUUAUUCGAAGCCUCAGUUGGCCACAUUUUGGUACUAUGCCAAGGUUGAGCUGAUUCCUCCCACCCCUGCUGAGAUCCCUAGAGCUAUUCAGAGCCUGAAAGAAAUAGUCAAUAGCGCUCAGACUGGUAGCUUCAAACAACUCACAGUUAAGGAAGCUGUGCUGAAUGGUUUGGUGGCCACUGAGGUGUUGAUGUGGUUUUAUGUUGGAGAGAUCAUAGGCAAGCGUGGCAUCAUUGGCUAUGAUGUUUGAAGACCAAUCUUUAACAUCUGGUUAUAUUUGAUUUAUUAUUUGAGUGUUGUUGGACCACGUGUGAUCAGACUGCUAUCUGAAUAAAAUAAGAUGUGUUAAAAAAAAAAAAAAAA